Messenger RNA from Pseudomassariella vexata, 2370 nucleotides. RefSeq names its product amidohydrolase 3. The record is from RefSeq and is a predicted model, not a curated record. NCBI's taxonomy places the organism in Eukaryota, Fungi, Ascomycota, Sordariomycetes, Amphisphaeriales, Pseudomassariaceae. The transcript has 3 exons. Bases 358 to 2088 code for a protein of 576 amino acids. Gene Ontology annotation, molecular function: hydrolase activity, acting on carbon-nitrogen (but not peptide) bonds.
GCUGCAAUGAGAUCAAUUUGACAUUCAGACACCAUACAUCAGCCGCGAUAAGGCGCCAUCAUGCAGCGGCAGCGUAUCAUCAUCCUUGCUGUCUGCGUAUCAAUUAAGUGGGGUGAGAGUUUAGGUGAAUAACUCCCGAAUGUGUCACCACAGCACAAAAUGCCUAUUUAAAUUCUCGCCCUGUUCUUAAGGCGGUUGAGCAACUCAGGAACAAGGCAUCGUUAACAUUUCAACAACCUGGGCCAUCAUGAUUUAGCGAUUCUUUUACAAAGACAGCGACGCUCUUUCGAGGUCCUACUUCCAUACCGCACCUUGAAGAGCCUCGAAACACACUACCUUCAAGGUAGUAAGUCCCGCAUGGCUCGGUUCCGUCUCCCAAAACUUGGGAGUGACAAGUCCCCGUGGCUGUACACAUCUGCGGCUGUGGUUGGUCUUGCCGGGUUGAUUAAGCUCCGGGAAGGCGUCAACAAUUACCUUUUCUCUGAGACACACUGCUAUCAGUCGGUACGAACGCACUGGGAAGACGAGCCGUAUGCGAACUGCUUCUCUGUCUCUCCUUCAGGUACCUUCUCCAAGGUCUUUCGGGAAACGUCAGAUACGCAACUGGCCAAGAGGGCCGACACCGGCCAUGUCAUUCCUGGGCUAUGGGACGGCCACGGUCAUCUGCUCCAAUACGGCGAGUUUCUGAAUGCGGUCGACCUCUUUGGAUCUGAGUCCAUGGAAGAUGUGCAGACUCGCGUUCGAGGCUAUCUCGAUGAUCACCCUGGUUUCGGUACGAGACAUGAAUGGGUCAGAGGUGUUGGCUGGGACCAAAUGGCUCUCGGCCGAAUGCCAACGGCUGAUGACCUGGCUGGAGAUGACCGACUAAAGGGACUCUACAUCAUGCUAGAUCGUGUGGAUGUCCACUGCAUAUGGGUUUCGCAAGCUGUUCUCGACCUCUUGCCCGAGUCCUUGCCCGAUAUUCCAGGGGGUGAAAUCGUCAGAGAGCCAGGAAUGGGCGUAUUUUGCGACAAUGCCAUGGAUAUGGUAAUGGCCCUGUGGCCCAAGCCGGACAACAAAAUGAAGCAGAGGUUUGUCAAGAGCGCCAUGGAAAAACUCAAUGAAGUUGGACUCGUUGGGAUGCACGAUGCUGGAGCAACCCCUGAAAAUCUGGCUCUGUUCAAAGAGUUGGCAGGAGGCGAUGACUGGACAGUACGAGUCUUUUCCAUGCUUGAAUGCUACGAGCGUGAUACCUACUGCCCGGAUGAAGUGGAGAAAUACAUCAGCAAGGAUGGCUUCCUACACAUUCAGAGUGUCAAGUUGUUUGCUGAUGGUGCUCUGGGUAGUUGGGGAAGUGCACUCAUCGAGCCGUAUAGUGAUCGACCAGACACUUCAGGAUCCCUUCUUGUCAAUACUUCGGAAUUGACAGCAGUGACGAAGGCUUGGGCGAACCAUGGAUUCCAGGUCAAUAUUCAUGCUAUUGGUGAUUUAGCCAACCGAUAUGCCGUAGAUGCUAUAACUGCAGCACUUAGGGAAGUCUGUCCCGGCCAAAGCCCGUCGGAAUGUCAAGCGCAAAAGCGGUUCCGCAUUGAGCAUUCCCAAAUCAUCCACCCAGACGACCAAGCGCGUAUGCACUCCAUUGGAAUCAUUCCCUCGAUUCAGCCCACACACGCCACUUCAGAUAUGGUUUAUGCAGAGAAGCGACUCGGUAAGGAGCGGACAGCAAAGGAAGAAUAUAGGAUGCAUUCCCUGCUGGAUAUUCACUUGGUCCUUGGAAGUGAUUUCCCGGUUGAGCCAUCAGAUCCUUUCCAAGGUAUAUAUGCCGCGGUGACCAGGAAGAACCCGCACACCGGACAAGGGACAAACGAUUAUCCUGACGGCUGGCACAUGAGUGAGGCACUGAGUCUGGACCAAGCCAUACGGGGGUUUACUGAAGGACCUGCUUAUGGUUCUUUCCUAGAAGGAAAAGCCGGCGUGAUAAAGAAGGGUGCAUUUGCUGACUGGGUGGUUCUGGACAAGCCCCUGGAAGAGAUGCACAUUGAAGAGUUCCGAUCUUUGAAGGUCCGUGAGACGUGGGUUGCAGGGAAGAGGGUGUAUAAGCGCAACUGAAGACAUUUCUGUCAAUCGAGAUCCUGGGAAGAAACGGCAUUUGCGGUGUGUUGGACUAGACUUAGAUUCGGACCAAAAAAUAGAUGACGUAGACGGUCAGGACAAGAAGCUAAGAGACUCUGAACUAGAGAGCGUUAUGGACUUUUCAAGAUCAUGAACGGAGAAUAAGACAAUCAUAAAGAAGCCUUGAGUUCCGCCAUUCUCUCGAUGGCCUGGUUUCUGACCUGCUCGACAAUCCUACCAGCGGGCAUUACGUUUUUCACCAAGCCUACUGCAGUUCCA